Messenger RNA from Amaranthus tricolor (Joseph's coat), 6661 nucleotides. Its product is annotated as HIPL1 protein. The record is from RefSeq and is a predicted model, not a curated record. The transcript is spliced from 8 exons. NCBI's taxonomy places the organism in Eukaryota, Viridiplantae, Streptophyta, Magnoliopsida, Caryophyllales, Amaranthaceae. The coding region runs from base 4261 to 6354 and encodes 697 amino acids.
CAUACUUCAUACCAUAUUUUAAUCACCAACUUUAUCUCCAAUCUACCCUUGAUAGCCAAUGGUGACAUCUUAGCCGGUUCACUUUAUGCUGCCAUCGCGUUUUACGGGGAAAAUCAUCACCACCAUAAAUAAAAUAAAAAAUUUAACAAAAUAAACAAAAUUAAAAAAAAAAUCAACAUCCUAUCAAAUUAUUUAUCAAAAUCAUCGUCAUCAACUCAAUAUCCCGCUCGAAAACAAAGUCUGGAUGAGGGAAGGUGACGGACAAUUCAUACUCGUAUUCCUUUGAGAUGGAGUAUUAGAGAAAAGCGGUCAAUUUUACACCAAAAAGGUGAGAAUCCUACAUAGAGAGUAAUGUUCAUUAACACGCUUGCCUGGGAUCAAAAACUACAUGCAGAAAAACCAAUUAGCCAAAACAAGCCAAUUAGCCAAUAUAAGGGUUGGGAUAAUUUAAUAGACCCGAUGGAACAAUGUAGGCAAGGAAAGUCGGGCAAAAUGGAUCCUCUACAAGAAAAUAUCUUUUUUAAAAUUUAGUUUUUUUUAGUAGGAUGGUGACCCAAUCCGUUAAGUUGUUCUUAAUAUUUUAGAGCUAUUUUAUCUCUCGCUGAAACGACCUCAAAACAACGAACCCCAUGUACUAAUAAUUGUAUUAGUUGGACUAUUUAGUUUAAGUAUGGAGAGCGUCUCACAGUGAGAUCGUCUCACACAAGAAUUUGUGAAUAUUUUAUUGGACAAAGUGUGUUGGAAGUGUAGGUAAGAGACUUAAAGUUGGUGUGAGUGAACUCUGAUGUGAGUGAAUCUUAACAUUUUAUGGAAAAUGCACUUCAGUUGGAUGCGUGUGAAUUUUUUAGUUGGUAUAAGUAAUAAGGUUACAUGAGUGUGAAUUUUCACUCAAAGGUUGGCCAAGCUUGAGGUUCCACUAACAUUUUAUGGAAAAUGCGCUUCAGUGGAUGCGUCUGAAACUUACACUAUGUUUGGAUAACAUUUUUAGAAGGAAUGGAAAGGGAGGGACAGGAAGGAGAUGGACGAGCAACACGUUUUUCUUCUAAAUCUUUCUAUUGUUAGAAGGAUAUGUUUUGUAUAGAAUGUGAAGGAUUUCUCCGAUUCCCUCCAAUUCGCUUCCCUUGGCUUCCCUUUGUUCCCUCCUUUUUGGUAUCCAAAUAAUGGAAAUAUAUUCCCUCUGCUCAGAGAUGAAGCAAAAUUGAUAAAUUAUUUGGAGGCCUUGUGCAAUUUUAAAAGCUAUGAAUUUUUUUACUUAUCAUAUACUACGUAAUUUAAUAUCGAUGCCCCUGCUUUAUUGGGGCCAUGUACGGUCAAACAUGUUGAACAUCCCAUAACCUCCUCCACCUCUGUUUCCCUCCCCUUGAUUUUCCUCAAUUUCCAUCCAGCCAAACAUAACAUUAGAGUUAGUGUGGAUGUAAACUAAAUUAGUGGAUGAAGUUACAUGGCCUAGCUACUAAAUUAGUUGAUAUUGGUCUCUGAUUGCUUGAGAAGCCAUCUACUACAGUUCUGUGGAGACAAUCAGUAUGAUAGUUAAGCACUAGAACAAUUACUUCACUUCUCUUCGUAAAGAAAACAUAAUGCUAUUAUUAGAUGUUCCUGGUCUUGUAACAUAAACCGAAUAAUAUACUAUCCUUUGAACUACAAUAUUCUCUUAGAAUUUCUAAGGUACAAAACCCAUCUCUAAUUUAAGUUUUCUUGUAUUCUUUAUAAUACUGUUAGAAUGAGCUAAAUCCAAGCUUUUUCUUGGUUGUAAUCGGGUCUUUCACAUGCUGUGCUUAUAACUAUCUGAGUAAAUCCGCCUGUCAUCAGCUUACAGAUUCCUAGCAAACUGAUCGUUGUUGCUGAAGCAACAGAAUUCAUCAUUCUGCUGGUAUAUUGCUUGCUGUUUCUGGCUUACAUGUUAGCAGAUGCACUGCUUCUGUCGGAUGUACUCUAGUACUCUUGUAUUCAUGACUACAUUAUCGUUUUGCCCUUUUACUAUCAAUGGCCAUCAGAUUGGGCAGGCUGUAUGAAGAUGCAUUCGGUUCACUGCAUAGCUUGAUGUCUAAAAUGAUUGGAAUUUUCCAUUUCAGGGUUUUCUAUUUCUGAAUGCAGCAAUGUUGGUUCAGAUUUAUCGAACCAUAUUCCAGGACAAUCAUAGAAUGUGUUUCCAAUCACAUUCUUCAUACGAAAGGAUGGGCGAGACUUCUUUUCAAGGCUACUAGUUUGGUGAUGAUGGGCAUCGGGCACAUAGUGAUUGCUUCGGAUGUGCGCAGGUCUCUUUAUGCAGGAUCCAAUUUGGUGGGUACAUAUCAUGGUUUCCCACAAUUGCUUGUGAUUUAUUUGAGGUUGUAGAUAUGGAAACCACAUUCAAUACUAUUAGCAUACCAGGUCCUCUUGGAUCAUACCUUCUUUCAGUUAGGUUGGUUGACUUUAUAUAUGAUAAGGAAAAAUCUGGUGAAAGCAACACUUGUGUAGGUGUACAUUGCUUUAUUUUGUGUUUAUUAAGAGAACUCUGCAUGUGAAUGUUUGUCGCAGUACCAAGUCCAGGUAAAAGAGUAGGGUGAGCAGUAAGUUAGUGACAACUAAUUCAGCAAUACUUAGUUACAACCUAUGAUCCUAAACCAAGAAUCAGACUGAGGAUGACUUGGAGGACAUGAGUGAAAAAUAAUAUGAAAGAUCUAGACUUACAAAUUGAGAUGAUAGAAAAUCGAAAUGAAUGAAGAAGAUAAAUAUAUGUGGACGACCAUUAAAACUGAUAUAUUGAUUCAUGUAGCCGACCCUAAUCUUUUGGAAUUAAGGCUCUGACAUUGUUGUUGUGCCGUCUUUAUUAAGAGAGAAUCUUCAAACCUUUGUGAUCUUAAUAGAAUUUCAAAAUUAUAGUAAUGUAGCUGUUCUUUACUUCAUUUCACACUAACAUACAAACUUACCUCAUCCUAUUUAUAGUGAAAAGAAUAGACAGUAUUCUGGUAGUGAGGAAGAUCUUGUCCUAUAUGCAGACACUUUACAGGUUUCCUGGUUUCUCUUUCUUCCUUUGACUUUUUUUGCAGAUUAUUUAAUUGUCAACUGUCCUAUUGUUUUGACCCACUCUUGGGUAUUAGGUGAUUCUUAAAUCGUUUUUUAGCAUUAUCUUAUACAAUUGUGAUCUUGUGAACCUUCUGUCUCUUGUUAUUUUACUGCUCUCCUGUCCUUUUCAUUACUUUUAGCCAUUUGCUGACUUGAAUGAUCAAGCUUUCACUUUGAAGCUCAAACAAAUAAUUUGUACAACUGGAAAAGGUCACCAACCCAUAUCUUCUUUUUGUUCAUUUAGGGUAAAAAAAGCAUUUGAGUUUGUCAGACUUGACCAUUAGGCUUCAUUGAACAAGACCCAUAUUAUGAUUUUUAUUGUUUUCAUCUAAUUUAUUUGAUGUUAGUUUUACAAAUAUAUAUAUUCCUUUUAAUCUUAAAUUGGGUUUUUAUAGAACCUUUAUGCCAUUACUAAUCUCAAUUUUGAUAAGGGUAAGACAUCAUACAUUUAGAAUUCCUCAAACACUGCAAUCCGUAACCCUGGCUGACGACAUAGUGCAAAAACAAGGCCACAUUGACUGUGAAUCCGUGUUAUACCCAUGAUUGACACCGUAUUUUCGCACUAUUAGGUGAUGGUGGUUGUUUUAGUUCUUGAUGGCAAUAUAAAAUUGAACUAGAUUGUGUUAGACACAUUGACACUAUGUGAGUUGGUUAGCUAUUUCUUCAUUUUGACUAUGGAAAAUCAAUGCCUACUUUAUCUCCUUGUGCUAGGAUAUGCAAGUGGGCUUUUCUUCACAUGAGUGGUUUGAAUUCUGAUCAUAUUCAUGUAUAAUACCACUUGCAAUAUAGAAAAUAAUUAGAUUUAAUUAUUAUGACUUUAAGAACAGCAUUUAUUAUCAGCAGAAAACACAGUAAACCAACCAAGAUCCAUACCUUUUGGUUUACAAUUCUGAAAAACUGGAUGAAGUCAACUUGUAAAGUUGGCUAUUAUCCUUUUAUGCUAUGAUGUAAGAUUGGUCAACUCUAACAUUUGGUUAGGAGUUGUUGAUUUGGUGGGCUAGAAUUAAAUAACAAUUUCUUCUAAAAGCUGAGUUGUAAGAGGGAAAUAUGUUUUUUUUUUUAAAUGCACCAAUAAUGAAAGAUGAUUCUAUAAUUGAAUUGGCUGAUCUUGGAAAAAUUUUCAAUACCCAGAAAUUAUUUUCCUGCAGAUUGCAAGGAAUGAUGCCCUAUUGAUUUGGGUUUUAGAGAUUUGGCAUUUUUUGAGUUCUUUGUGUGAUGGGUUUUCCUUAUAUUACUAUUAGCUUUUAUCUGUUUAGCUUGCUAUGUCUUGCUGAUAAUUUGUCAUCUCAUCCUCUUUGCGUUGAUUCAAGCUUUCCUAUUACCUUGAAGAAACCCUUGAAGUUUUGUCCUUAUAAUGGGAGUUCAUGUUGCAAUUCAACACAAGAUGUGCAGCUGCAGAAGGAAUUUCAGUCUAUGAAUAUAUCUGAUCCUGCUUGUGCCUCUGUUGUGAAAUCAGUACUUUGUGCUAAAUGUGAUCAAUUCUCAGCAGAGUUGUUCAGAACAAACAGCGCACCGCGUUCAGUUCCUGUCCUGUGCAACUCUACUAUGUCCUUAACUUCACCGCAAUCCGAUCAAGCAGCAAACAACUUCUGCUCGAAAGUGUGGGAUACUUGUAUGAAUGUAUCAGUGUUAAAUUCACCAUUUGCACCAUCCUUACUCCGCCAAGCCGGAUCAUCUGUCGAUUCGAAUCAGACCAAAAUAACAGAUAUGUGGCAGUCGAAAACUGAUUUCUGUAAGGCCUUAGGUCAAGCUUCUAGUGAUGGAUUAUUAUGCUUUAGUGGUGAACCCGUAUCUUUAAACAAUACAUCAGAGACCCUGGAUAGCCCAGCCGGUUUGUGCCUUGAGAAAAUCGGUAAUGGGUCUUACCUUAGUAUGGUGCCUCAUCCUGAUGGCUCAGACCGAGCUUUCUUCUCGAAUCAACAAGGAAAGAUUUGGUUGGCUACUCUGCCUCGCGAAGGAUCAGCUGGAGUUAUUGAGCUUGAUGAAUCAAGUCCCUUUCUUGAUCUAAGUGAUAUAGUACAUUUUGAUGCUGAAUUUGGAUUAAUGAGUAUAGCUGUUCAUCCUAGAUUUACUGACAAUGGUCGGUUUUUCACUUCAUUCAACUGCGACAAGACAAAAUGGGCUGGGUGUGAAGGACGUUGUGCAUGUAAUUCUGAUGUUAACUGUGAUCCCUCAAAGCUACCGCCUGAUAACGGUGCACAAACGUGCCAAUAUCAUAGUGUUGUUGCUGAGUUCACAGUGGGUGAUACCAAGUCCAACCCAUCUAUGGCAACCUCGGCUAGCCCUAUUGAAGUCAGAAGAAUAUUCACAAUGGGAUUGCCAUUUACUUCUCAUCAUGGAGGACAAAUUCUUUUCGGCCCAGAUGGGUAUUUGUACUUCAUGAUGGGAGACGGCGGAGGAAAAGGAGAUCCUUACAAUUUUUCUCAAAAUCUGAAGUCUUUGCUUGGUAAAAUCAUGAGGUUUGAUGUUAACAACUUCCCAAGUGCAGCAGAAAUAAGCACCGAGGGUUUAUGGGGAAACUAUUCUAUCCCAAAAGACAACCCCUAUAUCAACGAUAAUCAGUCGCAACCCGAAAUAUGGGCUAUUGGACUAAGAAAUCCUUGGAGAUGCAGUUUUGAUGCUGAAAGGUCUUCAUAUUUUAUGUGUACUGAUGUCGGACAGGACAAGUUCGAAGAAGUGAACAUAAUCACAAAGGGAGGGAACUAUGGUUGGCGAGCUUAUGAAGGUCGCGAUCCUUUUACUCCUCAAACAUCACCCGGAGGCAAUACAUCCUUGAACUCCAUAAACCCGAUUUUCCCUGUGAUGGGUUACAACCAUUCUUCUGUGAGUUCAAAAGAAGGAUCAGCAUCAAUCACUGGUGGUUACUUUUAUCGUUCUGAAACCGACCCUUGCAUGUAUGGAAGGUACUUAUAUGCUGAUUUAUAUGGAGGUGCUAUAUGGGAAGGCACUGAAUUCCCAAAAGAUAGUGGAAAUUUCACUACAAGCUUACUACCCUUUAGUUGUGCAUCAGACUCUCCUAUAAAGUGCAGCUCAGUUCCAGGAAGUUCAAGACCUGCUCUAGGCUAUGUUUUUUCAUUUGGGGAAGACCUUAAAAAAAAUGUUUAUGUAUUAACUAGCAAUGGAGUUUACAGAGUGGUUCGUCCUAGUCGUUGCAAGUAUACUUGCUCGAAGGAAAACACCGUAAAAGCUUCAAACCCUUCUGCAUCUCCGCCCUCGUCUACUUCGCCUUCACAUGCCAUACGGUUGAGCAAACACAUAUACAUUAGUUUGAUUUUGGUGCUGUCUUUGGCCUUGGCUUUGGUGGUUUAGGUGAUCGUAUCAUCGUCAUUAUAUCUGAUAUAUCCCGCUCAUAGAAACUAUGAUCAGAAUCUGAGUUUGAAGAGGGUUGGGUGACAACAAAACGUAUUCAAUUUGCUCAAUUGGUAUAUUAGAGCAAUCAAAUUAGAAUUAUUAGUGUAAUUUUUGUUGAUCAUUGUUAUUUGUUAAAAAAUUUAUAGAACUUUGUCAUCUAUUCAUACUUCUUAUUAAGAAAAUGUGCCUAGCAUUCUAUUAUGUUCAUUGUGAUUAACACAACUUAUAAAACUUAUCUAUUCAAUCAAGAAUAUAACUUUUAUUU